GGUGUACUCUACGUAUUUCUAGCCCUCAAUCAUGAGAGUGAUGUGAGAUAGAGUGUGUUUGUAUGUGCAGUGUACAUUGGAAGUCUCAGUGGUUCACUGUUUCUCUGACUUUGAUGCAUGCAAGAGGGUCCUGAGAUUGUUAAUAAAUGAAGAUGAAAAAUAUUGAAGAUAGCGAUGUGCUGAGCAAAAAUUUUGGCUUUUCGCUCUUUCGCCGAAUCCCGAUUUUGCUAAGCCCCUGCUUUUGAGUUUUCUUGAAUUUCAAGUGUCGGGGGAUUCCGAAGAAGAAAACCAGUGACAAAAUGAUGGUCUCUUCCUUUGAAGAAGAAUCAGGCUUCAGAUAAUGCUGAGGAGGAGAAAACAGACUUAUUUGAAUGUUUUGUAGUCUCAUGGCUGAUUCUUCUUCGGAUUCCUCUUUCAACUGUGAUAUACUAAGCCUUAGACACAUAAGCAACUCAUUCUUCCAGUUUUCUGGUUCUAAGGUGGGGUUUUGUGCUAAAGGGUUAUCAGAUUCUGAUUCAGCAUGGAGCCCCACUUCGCCCCUCGAUUUCAGAUUUUUUUCAAAUCUUAGUAACCCAUUUAGUGCCAAGUCUUCAAGACCAUCUUCCCAAAGUGGACAAAAAAAGCACUUUGAAUGCUGUAAGAUGGGCCUUGGUAUCAUAAACACACUUGAUGAAGAAACCAAGCUAGACGGUGAAAUCCAGGGAAUAUCUCGGAGGAAGAAUAUAGUUUUUGGACCACAGGUGAAGACUGGCAUUCAUAAAACAUCAAAGACUUGCUAUGAAUACUUUCCAUUUCGUGUGAGAUCUAAUUCUUUGCCAAAGAACUAUGUUAUUUCUGAAAUGAAAAAUUCCAAAUUUGAACCUGUGAGCUUCAACCAUGCCUCCAGAAAUAGAGAGUUCCCUAAGGAAUCUGAAGCUUUCAAGAAUGUUAUGAUGUCCUUGCCAGUUGCCACUAAGCCCUCCUCAUCAUCAAUAGAUCCAAGUCAAAUUUUCAAUUUGAGCACUGAUGAAUUUUGUAUAGAAAAUUCAUCUUCAGGAACGAGUUUGGCUCCCGUAACUGGUCCAAGCUCACAGUUAGAUUGUCUUUCAAAUGUCAAACCAAGUUCACUUCCUAUAUCCAUUGAUUUUAGUAAUGGAUAUUUAGGCUCGCUCUCGGCAAGAGAGAUAGAGCUUUCUGAGGAUUAUACCUGUAUUAUUUCUCAUGGUCCAAACCCUAAGCGAACACAUAUUUUUGGUGACUGUAUUUUGGAAUGUCACAAAACUGACUUAACCCAGUUGGGCCAGAAGGAAGAAGAACCUGUGAUGAGAUUCUAUAAGGUACCUUCAUUAUCAGAAGAAUCAGCAAAUCCUUAUCCCUCUGACAAUGUCUUGAGCUUUUGUUACUCAUGCAAAAAGAAAUUGGAAGAAGGGAAAGAUGUUUACAUCUACAGGGGUGAGAAAGCAUUUUGCAGUUUUGAUUGUCGCUCUGAGGAGAUUUUAGCUGAGGAGAAAAGUGAAAAUAACUCGGCGGAGAGCUCUCCUGAUUCGAGCUUCCAUGGUGUCUUCCUCAUGAAUCUGCCCGUGGCCAAAUAAGAGUCCUCCUCUGUUUACUCCCCAUGGUGAUAAUGAAGUUUUUAAAAAUAGCUAAAAAAAAUGUGGGUAAUCUGUUCUGUUCACAAAUAAGCUAAAAAAAACAUGGUUGUGAAGUACCAGUUUUCAUGGUGGGAUGAGUCAUUAGGUAGAAAAACGAGUUCUAUCUGUUGUGAAUUUGUGAUGACUCUUGAAAAUGUUAUUGCUUUUUGAAUAGCAGUGUGCUUAUGCGCUUGUUUGCUUA
Messenger RNA from Neltuma alba, 1812 nucleotides. Its product is annotated as FCS-Like Zinc finger 10. The record is from RefSeq and is a predicted model, not a curated record. Bases 372 to 1571 code for a protein of 399 amino acids. Lineage: Eukaryota; Viridiplantae; Streptophyta; Magnoliopsida; Fabales; Fabaceae. The transcript has 3 exons.